This is a messenger RNA of Dermochelys coriacea (leatherback sea turtle), 4592 nucleotides long. It is a transcript of the gene MGAT1, whose product is annotated as alpha-1,3-mannosyl-glycoprotein 2-beta-N-acetylglucosaminyltransferase. The record is from RefSeq and is a predicted model, not a curated record. Lineage: Eukaryota; Metazoa; Chordata; Testudines; Dermochelyidae. Gene Ontology annotation, cellular component: Golgi apparatus. Gene Ontology annotation, biological process: protein N-linked glycosylation. Bases 1159 to 2520 code for a protein of 453 amino acids. Gene Ontology annotation, molecular function: alpha-1,3-mannosylglycoprotein 2-beta-N-acetylglucosaminyltransferase activity. The transcript has 4 exons.
GCAGGAAACCCAGAUCCUGCCGCGCCGCCAGGAUCGAGCCCGUGAGGGUGGGCGGAGGGGGCGGAGUUCCGCAUGUGGGCGUGUCCAGCGUUCCAGCGGGCUGCAAUGAGCUAUUAGAGAGGAGGGGGGGCGGAGUUUCUUACUGGGGGCGCGGCCCGAGGACAAUUCGGAAAGGGGCCGGACUUCCGGCCGCGCGAGGGGAAAGGAACGGGGCGUGGUCAGCCUAAAACGUGGGGGCGGGCCCAGCGGUUGCUAUGGGUUCGCUUCCGGCGCUGGCAGGCGGAAGUGGCUGGAACCUGGUGGCUGAUGCUGCUGUUGCUGAGGCGGCUCUGGAGCCAAGGGGGAAUUGAAAGGAGACGAGGAUGGCACGCCGUACCCACCUCCUGCAUAUGAGACUAGCUGGCUGGGAUCUGGUGGACUUUAGGAGAUGGGACGCCAGGGCUUUGGUUUGUCCCUGAAACUGGUGGUGUGCCAACUUGUUCCUGGGGCGUGAGAGCUCACCGGGAGACACGGAUGAGCAGAGAGCCGUUGGACUGUAACAGCAAUGAGGCAACGCAACCUGUGGGCUAUCUGCAGCAGCGCUGAUUGGGAGCGGUGAAAACCAGACUCCUGUGUAUGCUGACACCCUCCUCCCCCAGAGACCUGAGGGCCUGUAAUGGCUUGAUUUCCUAGGAGUCUUGAAGGACACUUGAGGAGAGACGGGGAGUCAUCUCAAGGAUUGGAGAGACCAGUACAGAACUUGCCCGCUCCUUUCAGUGGGGGAAGCUUGGAGUGUGUUUAUUAGUUUUGAACCGGGAUAGGGGGAACUGCGUGGCCCAUUCAGGAGGUGGAGAGGCUCUUUCCUGCUGUUCCUCCUGCAUUGAGUCCUCGAGUGAGGUCCUGAAAGGGGGAGGGGGGAGCCCAGAGACCCCCCUCCCCCAGGAGAGAACCAGCGGCUAGGAGUCCACCAGCAACACUGAGCCGACACCAAUCAGCCUACAUGGGAGGGCCACGUUUCCUGGUACCGCUGAGGGGAGUGAAACCAGCUGAGCCAGCGAGAACUGUGCUGAAACUGCCGUGCGUUAAAACUUCAACAGGACACGGCUCGGUCCAUGGCUAUGGAGUGACGCCUGAGGGAUCGAGAGCGCAAGCGAGCGGGGGGGCCUCUGCCUGUGAAGGAUGCUGAAGAAGAGCAGCCUGGUCCUCUGGGGCGUGGUGCUGUUUGUGGCCUGGAACGCCCUGCUCCUUUUCUUCCUGUGGUCCCGGCCCCCGGCCUUCGAUGACCAUAGCCACUUGACCGAGGAGGUCAUCCGGCUGGCCCAGGACGCUGAGCUGGAGCUGGAGCACCAGAAGGACCUGCUGCGGCAGAUCCACCGGUACAGUGCCCUCUGGAGCAAGAAGAGGAAGAAGGUAGAGCAGGCGGGUCGGCUCCCACCACCCGCUGCCGCCUCCAAUGCUGGGGCUUUGCCCGCCACGGAGGCCAUCCCGCACCGGCCCCGGGCCUCCCCAGAUGCGGUCCUGCCUGUGGUGGUGAUUGCCUGUGACCGCAGCACGGUGCGCCGGUGCCUCGACAAGCUGCUGCACUACCGGCCGUCCCGGGAGCGCUUCCCCAUCAUUGUGAGCCAGGACUGCGGGCACGAGGAGACGGCGCGGGUCAUCGCCUCCUAUGGUGAGGCAGUGAUGCACAUCAAGCAGCCGGACCUGAGCGAUAUCUCGGUGCCCACGGACCACCGCAAGUUCCAGGGCUACUACAAGAUCGCCCGGCAUUACCGCUGGGCCCUGAGCCAGGUUUUCCGCACCUUCCAGUACCAGGCGGCCAUUGUGGUAGAGGACGACCUGGAAGUGGCUCCAGAUUUCUUCGAGUACUUCCAGGCAGCCUUCCCACUCCUGCUGGCCGACCCCAGCCUCUGGUGCAUCUCGGCCUGGAAUGAUAACGGCAAGGAGCAGAUGGUGGAGGCUGGCCAGCCGGAGUUGCUCUACCGUACGGACUUCUUCCCCGGCCUGGGUUGGCUUCUGCUGUCAGAGCUGUGGGACGAGCUGGAGCCCAAGUGGCCCAGGGCCUUCUGGGACGACUGGAUGAGGCAGCCGGAGCAGCGGCGCAGCCGCUCCUGCAUUAGGCCCGAGGUCUCCCGCACCAUGACCUUUGGCCGCAAGGGCGUGAGCCAUGGGCAGUUCUUCGACCAAUACCUGAAGUUCAUCAAGCUCAACGACCGCUUCGUGCCUUUCACCCAGCUGGACCUCUCCUACCUCAAGAAGGAGGAGUAUGAGCGCUCAUUCCUGCCCAAGGUCUACGGUGCCCCUGAGCUGCGGGUGGAGGAGCUGCAGGGCAACCAGCGCCGGGAACUGGGCACCGUCCGCGUGCAGUACAGCAGCCGCGACUCCUUCAAGGUCUUCGCCAAGGCCCUGGGUGUUAUGGAUGAUCUCAAGUCGGGGGUGCCCCGCGCCGGCUACCGCGGCAUCGUCAGCUUUCUCUACCGUGGCCGGCGGGUCUACCUGGCACCCCCUUCUGAUUGGACGGGCUAUGACCCCAGUUGGAGUUAGCACCGUCUCUCCCUGGACAUUGACCCUUGAGCAUGUUGGACCCAUAAAGAUCAUGGAGCAGGUGGGCGGGGUGUGUGUCUGUGGGGUGGGGACUCAGACCUUGUAUUUUUGUUUUCUGAGUGGCAUUCGAGUGCAUUCGGGGGAGGGGCGGGGUGUGUGUGUGUGUGUGUGUGUGUGUGUGUGUGUGUGUGUGUGCGCGCGCGCACUUAAUACUGGGGUUGGGGGGCUGGAUUAUUGUGAUGCCCCAAUGUGGGGGGCAGGGAACUGGGAUGGGGCAUGCUGAGGUUUCCUCACUGCCCUUUCCCUCCAUCCCCCCCAGUGCCUAUCCCCUUUCUGACAUUGUGAUCUCCCCUCUACCGUGUCACUGGUGAUUUCUCCAUGGUGGGUGAGUGGGGUCAGAGCCAAUGCUGAACCGAACUGACCGAUCAGUGGCUACUUUCCCAGCCUCUGUGAGCUGCGGGGGAAGAACGGAGAGAGGAUGGUGACCACGUCAGCCUGGGAGGGACUAAUGGAGGUGCCAGGACCUGCUUAGGAUCUUUGGCAGUUCCCACCUCUCCAUCCUUAGUUGGGGGCAGAGUGGGAGGGGGCAGGGGUCACCUCUGGCUAUAGCUGGGAGGGAGCGUUGGAGAUGACGGGGUGCCCUUGAUGGUCCUCAAGAGCCCAUCAUUAGCUGUAGGGGAGUUGGGCAGGGGCAGGGAUCUUUAUGUCCAUGAUGACCUUUUUGGUGUCUCCAUGGGACCAUCUCUAGCAAGGCUCGAGUAUCAGAACUUUCUCGCCCUUUGACCUGCUCGGUGGUCUCCGAGCAGCCCUCUGGGUCUGGGAAGUGUGAGGAGUUGUCCUGGCUUCUCUCUAUCCAGCAACAUUACGUCCCCACAACAUUCCUCUGCUUCCAGUGGGCAUUCCACCACAGCGGUCCCUUCUCUUUGUCCUUCAUUGCUUCUUUUCUACACUGUGCGCGGAGGAAGUUUGUUACGGAGCCGGGGCUCUGCAAUCCGGCUUGUGUUACUCUCCCUGGUGAGGAAGGGAGAGACCCGAGCUUGCGGCCUGCCUUAAUCCUCAGUGGGAGCCUCCAUCUUUUCCCGGGUUGAAGUUUGAUUCAAAGUUGGCUCAGUCCCUGCUGGAUGGUGGCUGAUUCCCCUGCUGCCAUGGUCAUGGUGGUCAUAAUUCCCCUGCUACAUAGUUGAUGUAGCAAUGGGGAGAGACAUGAGAUAUCACCAUGGAGGAAAACCACAGGGGUGGUGGGACACAAGAGAAGGGGCUCUCUGACAAUGAGCCCUGCCUUAUCUAUGGGGGUAGACCCCCUCUCCAGUCUCUUAAGAGGUGCUGCUGAGCUAUUCAAGGGCCAGUUUGGGGCGGGAGAGUUACAGUUCAGAUCUUAUUUGGCCAAAAUGUAGACCACACCAAAGGGUAACUUUUCCCCCACUGUAUUAUUUUGCUGUAUUCUGUUUUUGUUUUAAAUCCCCUUAUCUUCCCCAGUCUGGGAGGUGAGCCAGGGGAGGAGGGAAUCCAAACUGCCCAUUGGCAUUCUACAUCACCCAUGAAAUUGCUUGGUGCCCUAGGGCAAGUUUGUCCAAGGAUGAGUGGGAGCAGAAGCUUCCCUGCGAUCCAGUCCCCGUUGGUGAGGUCAGGCAGAGAGGAGCUCCCAUGUCAACAGCCAAGGAGGAGAUGGUUGUUCCAAGAGUGAGUUAAAGGGUCUCCGAAGUGCCCCUUCCCUCCCAGCUCUGGAAAGCAAUAUCCAGAGCACUGGAGGCUUCCUCAGAGUAAGGGUGCUUCAGUGUGUGUGUAACUUUCCCCCCAUCCUGGCCCAAGGAGGGGAGGAAUCUAUCUGAAGGAAGAAUCUCUGGGAGAGGGAGGGCCAUUUGUAGGCAGGAACUUCAGUGGGAUCCAGACAGCUCUUUGAGGAGCCAUCCAGGUUGGGUUGGAUUCGAUCCCUGCCAUUCUCCUGGGCAGGAAUUGGGAGCUGGGCAGGCUCUUCCAUCACACCCUGCCUGUGGCAGAAGUCCAACCCUGUUCCGUUUGCUCUGGGCUGUGCCGCCCUCACCACAUGUGGCUCCAAGGUAGGGCUUUCUGCC